Messenger RNA from Sinocyclocheilus grahami, 770 nucleotides. Its product is annotated as CDK5 regulatory subunit-associated protein 2-like. The record is from RefSeq and is a predicted model, not a curated record. Gene Ontology annotation, cellular component: pericentriolar material; mitotic spindle pole; microtubule organizing center. Gene Ontology annotation, molecular function: gamma-tubulin binding; microtubule binding. The transcript has 6 exons. NCBI's taxonomy places the organism in Eukaryota, Metazoa, Chordata, Actinopteri, Cypriniformes, Cyprinidae. Gene Ontology annotation, biological process: centriole replication; microtubule bundle formation; chromosome segregation. Bases 141 to 506 code for a protein of 121 amino acids.
CAUAUUGCAUUCGAAGCUAUGAGACUGGUUUUCUGACAUCUGCGACACAAUGUCAGGUUCAUUUAUACCGUAAUUUGACGGUUUGAUCACACGCGUUAUUGUGGAUAUACGAGGAGGCGCGUGAGAGAUGGACCAAUAAUAUGGACUGGGCAACGAUAGAUGCCGAAAGACACUAUAAUGGACAUAAAGCGGCCCGGCCCAAGAGCAUGAUCAACAUGGGCGAUUCCUCCAGUGCUGAUGCAGAGAAGAGCUCUGUUCUGCAGAUGCAUAGCCUGAAAGAGUUUGAGCAGCACCUCAAUGACCUGAAGAAGGAGAACUUCAGCCUCAAGCUUCGCAUCUACUUCCUGGAGGAGCGUUUUCAGCAGAAAUUUGAGGACAGCAGCAGUGAGAAUGUCCAUCGCAGGAACAUUGAGCUGAAGGUUGAGGUGGAAAGCUUGAAACAAGAACUCCAGGAAAGACAGGAACAGCUUGAUAAUGCACUGUGCGUCUACACCACAGCGAGAUGAAAACAUCUCAUCUUUUCAGAAUGCUGCAAGCACACCCCAGGUCAUGUGACAAUAACCAUCCAAUCAGCUUCACCCUUUCCUUAACAACACUGAAAGCUCAGCCAAGGGGGAGGAACAGCUGAUCAUAGCUGUACAGGGAUACCCAUUUUUAAAUUAAUCUAGUAGCAGAGAUUCUGCCAGCGUGAAUUCACUUAACAUUUGUGCCAUUUUAAAGGUGGGGUAAGCGAUUUCUGGUAGCCAAUGUUGACAUUUGAAAUCACCAAA